Plasmopara halstedii is the source of this 882-nucleotide messenger RNA. RefSeq names its product kazal-like serine protease inhibitor domain and phox-like domain-containing protein. NCBI's taxonomy places the organism in Eukaryota, Oomycota, Peronosporomycetes, Peronosporales, Peronosporaceae. Gene Ontology annotation, molecular function: ubiquitin protein ligase activity; phosphatidylinositol binding. The transcript has a single exon. The record is from RefSeq and is a predicted model, not a curated record. Gene Ontology annotation, biological process: ubiquitin-dependent protein catabolic process. The coding region runs from base 1 to 882 and encodes 293 amino acids.
AUGACGGAAUCAAGCAUACAAGCGCAACGUUUGAAACGAGUGCAUGAGAAGGCAAAAGACUCCCUUAGCAUUAGCACGCAGGUAGCACCGGCCGGCGGCGUGGCUGCCAAUGUCACCAUUUACCACAUGGACAUCUCCUUUCGCAGCACGCGCAACAAAUGGAGUAUCGCCAAGCGUUACUCAGAUUUUUACGCUGUACGCCAGCAACUACGUAAGUUUACGAAGCAGCACAACCGACAGCAGUGCAGCAACUUUAGUAAUCUGGUUCCGAUACUUGCGCUUAAUAAGACACUCGAAUCGGUUUUUCCUCGCCGUCACUUUCGCAGUGACAACAUUACGAUUAUCGCUGAGCGUCGAGUAGCACUUGAGUCUUUUGUGCAGUCGCUUGUAAAGAUUGUUGCUAGCAUUCCUAUGGCUAUUGACCUUGCUAGUGAUAUUGAGUCAAUCACAACCACCGAGGGAAAACAAUUAGCAGAGCUGUAUGCAAUUUUACGCGAUUUUCUCGAGUACCCGGACAAGCAGAUUGAGAGUGAGGCCAAGCUGACUUUGGCUGUUUUGUCACUUGAAGAUGUAGUCGUAAACUCUCGUCGCAACAUACUCGCAUUCGAUGGAAGAGUAUGCAGUAACGAAUGCUGUAGUAUCUGCCUUAGCGAAUGGGACGAUGAGGAUUGCGGCGGAAUGAAUGUGGUUAAGCUGCCGUGCGAGCAUGCUUUUCACGAAGAGUGCUUACUUGAGUGGCUGCAGGGGAGUACGCAUUGCCCAAUGUGCCGCGAGGAACCCAAGACUCUUGGAUUAAGUACAUGUACAGAUGAAAGUGCCGCUCAACACCACGAUCAUGGCCUUAAGACCUAUGCAGAGGCUUUAACGGAGAGGCAUAGUUAG